CAUGGGUGAUUUGCUGCAGCGAGAACUACAACUCCCAGCAGGCCACGGAAGGGGAGGUCGAGUAGGAGGACAGCCGCGCCUAGCUUCCCGCGACUUCCUGGAGUCAGUCGGGCUCCCACCUUGAAAAGGAUGGAGGUGACUGGGAGCGCCGGGGCUCCGGAACCCAGCGAGAUCCGGAAUCUAAAACCGUGUCUGCUGCGCCGCAACCACAGCCGCGAACAGCACGGCGUGGCUGCCUCCUGCCUGGAGGAGCUGAGGAGCAAGGCUUGUGACAUUCUGGCCAUUGAUAAGUCCCUGACACCAGUCACCCUGGUCCUGGCAGAGGAUGGCACCAUAGUGGAUGAUGAUGAUUACUUCCUGUGUCUACCUUCUAAUACCAAGUUUGUGGCAUUGGCCAAUAAUGAGAAGUGGGCAUACAACAAUUCAGAUGGAGGUACAGCUUGGAUUUCCCAAGAGUCCUUUGAUGUAGAUGAAACAGACAGUGGGACAGGGUUGAAAUGGAAGAAUGUGGCCAGGCAGCUGAAAGAAGAUCUCUCCAGCAUCAUCCUCCUGUCAGAGGAGGACCUCCAAGUGCUCAUCGAUGUGCCAUGUUCAGACCUGGCUCGGGAACUACGCCAAAGUUGUGCCACCAUUCAGGGGCUCCAGAACACGCUCCAGCAGGUGCUUGACCAGAGAGAAGAAGCCCGUCAGUCCAAGCAGCUCCUGGAGCUUUAUCUCCAGGCUUUGGAAAAGGAGGGCAGCAUCUUCUCAAACCAGGAAGAGUCCGGAGCUGGCUUCAGUGAAGAGGGAGAUGCAGUUGACACGGGUAUCAGCGGAGAGAUCUCCUCUGAAAUUACACUGACAAGCCAGAUCCUUACAGCACUGAAGGAGAAGCCUGCUCCAGAGCUGAGUUUAUCUAGUCAGGAUUUGGAGUUGGUUACCAAAGAAGACCCCAAAGCACUGGCUGUUGCUUUGAACUGGGAUAUAAAGAAGACAGAAAACGUUCAACAGGCCUGUAACCAGGAGCUCGCCGUGCGCCUGCAGCAGAUGCAGAGCUUGCAUUCUCUCAGGAACAUUUCAGCAAGGAAGAAUUCACUACCUAGAGAACUGCAGAAUCCUAAACGAGCCAGACAAGAUCCCACGUAGUUACAGCUGGAAAUACGCCAAGGAGAACCCUGUGGCCUUGCUUUUUGUUAUCUGUAAAUACCUUCAGCCUGGUGAUUUUACUACCUACAUACUACUCUACCCCCUGCCUUAGAAUACGUUCUGGAUCAGGCUGGAAGAUUGGCUUUAUGCUCCCUCCAGAAAAGCUAUUCCAGGUCUCAGCAUGUCCUUCUACCAGUUUGGAAUGAUAUAGCUGCACCAACAGUAGCCCACCUCCUCUAAUUACGUAUUCUUACAUUCCUUGUUUAAAAGUAAUCGUCAAGGGCAAUGAAAUUGUCAUAUUUUUGGACUCGUUAUCCUUAUCCUAAAGACAGAACUGCAGAAUUUUAAACACAGAGGUAUAAAAAGUGACAUAAUAGAGUGUUGAUUAUGGCCACAAAGUUGUUUCUCAAGUUAAUGAAUUUUUUUGUUUGUUUAAAGGCACACAUUAAGUUUGCAGACCAUAGGGACAUACAGAGUUUACUUCAUCAUUUCUAAUAUCUAAUUCAGUAUUGUGAAAUUAUAUCUGUUACCACUGUGAAACUCUUUGGUUUUCUAAUAUGUUUUAUCAGCAAGGGGUAUGAAAGGUCAUUAAAGUGGUUUCCAUGCGAUAUGACUCCAAGCCUCUCUGGCUGCAAAGCAGAGCACUUCUGGUUUGUUGCCUCCUGUUUCUGUACA
Molecule: messenger RNA, 1800 nt
Organism: Propithecus coquereli (Coquerel's sifaka)
Lineage: Eukaryota; Metazoa; Chordata; Mammalia; Primates; Indriidae
Gene: DFFA
Product: DNA fragmentation factor, 45kDa, alpha polypeptide
Exons: 6
Coding region: 130-1125 (331 amino acids)
Biological process (GO): regulation of apoptotic process; apoptotic DNA fragmentation; apoptotic process
Molecular function (GO): deoxyribonuclease inhibitor activity
Source: RefSeq, a predicted model, not a curated record